AUGGGAUUUAGAGUAAUCCUUGUGGCUGUUAUGGGCUUGGGUGCCAUGUAUAUGAUGCAUCUACUUGCUCAGGAUUGGAACAGAAUACGUCCUAUUCAAGGAAUAACAAAUCUAGCUGGACAGGCUACUUCACAAUUGCAGGGUAUAGCCACACAAGCUGGUUCCGGUUUGCAGAGCAUCGCUAGUUUAGCCGGACGUGCCAGUGCCAGUGCCUUUAAUCGUGGCAAACGCAGCACUAGACAGGAACUUUAUGCCCGUGGACUUCGUCCUCAUCCCACAGUCGAUUGGAAGCGCAUUCUAUCACGUGAUCCUUUCGAGUGCCUGCAAUCUCUGAUCUGUCAAUUAAUGUCGGGAGCAGAACAAAGUUCACCCGAAGCUGAGUUAUUAAUGGAUUUCCUUGAAUCCUCAGUGGAAAUGGCUCCAGCGAAGAUUGGACGAGCCUUUAGUCGGGGCUUGGCUCUGCGUGGCUCCACCGAAAGCUGCUACAACGAGUAUCCAUUCUGUUUGUAUUCGGCCAAGACCAUGUUACGCAUUCUGCGUUGGUUUAGCGAAAGCGAAAUUAAGGUCCUGCCCGACGACGAAGAGUAG
This is a messenger RNA of Drosophila willistoni, 588 nucleotides long. RefSeq lists its product as uncharacterized. The transcript has 2 exons. The coding region runs from base 1 to 588 and encodes 195 amino acids. Lineage: Eukaryota; Metazoa; Arthropoda; Insecta; Diptera; Drosophilidae. The record is from RefSeq and is a predicted model, not a curated record.